AUGAUCGACUCGGUAAAGCUGCGCCGCGAAAGCGCGGGCAAUUUCUACUCGCACUACGAGUACCUGUGCGCGCUGCAGGACGCGGUGCCGCUGGCCGCCGUGCGCGCCUGUCUGCGCCAGGGCGUGCUGGACUUCAGCGCCGACCGCCUGCGCCUCGUGGACUGGCCGCCGCUCCUGGGCGCUCUCCGCGCGAAUAAAGACCUGCCCUGGAUCGCAGUCCGGAGCUACUUCCAGCCGUGGCUCGCGGAAACAGUUUCUGACAGAAGUAAAGUUUGCAGAGGUCGUAUUCCUGCAAUAGCAUCCAAAGACAUAUCCUUCCAGCUUUGUAAAGCUCUGAAGAGCUGUUUAAGUGUAUCGAGUGUGCUCCAGAACCUGGAGCUGAAUGGACUGAUUCUGAGAGAGAGAGAUUUAACUAUUUUAACAAAGGGAUUGAAUAAAUCUGCUUCUUUGGUGCACCUAUCUCUUGCAAAUUGUCCAAUUGGAGAUGGAGGUUUACAGAUUAUCUGUCAAGGUAUAAAGAAUUCUAACACCCUUAAGACUGUGAACUUCACAGGGUGUAAUCUGACCUGGCAAGGAGCAGAUCACAUGGCCAAGAUCUUAAAGUAUCAGACCAUCAGACGGCAUGAGGAAACCUGGGCUGAGAGCCUUCGGUACAGGAGACCUGACCUUGACUGCAUGGCUGGCUUACGGCGGGUCACUUUCAACUGUAAUACACUCGUUGGAGACCUCGGUGCAAGUGCUUUUGCAGAAUCCCUGAGUGAAGACUUAUGGCUCCGAGCACUCGACCUGCAGCAGUGUGGACUCACCAAUGAAGGGGCUCGUACUUUUCUAAAGGCUCUUGAAAACAACAGAACUUUGGUCAUUCUGGAUAUAAGGAAAAAUCCACUUGUUGAUAAUUCUGUAAUGAAAGCAGUUAUCAAAAAAGUUCUCUUGAACGGAAGGAGUGCUAAGUCAGAGUACCAGUGGAUAACUUCUCCUUCCACAAAGGAGCCAUCUAAAACUGCUAAACAGAAAAAGAGAACUAUAAUUCUUGGAAAUGGACACAAAGGAAAAGCUACUAUUCGAAUUGGACUGGCUACAAAGAAACCUGUGAACAGUGGAAGAAAGCACCUCCUUGGUAAAGAAUAUUACGCCCCUGAACCUCUCCCACCUGGUGUGUCAGGUUUUCUGCCAUGGCGCACUGCAUUGCGAGCAAAAAGGAACAGGGGUUUUCCAUUAAUCAAGACUCGUGAUGUCUAUAAUCAUUUGCAGCAAUCUGAUUUUCCUGUAACUGUCACAAUAGAAAGUCCUUCAUCUUCAGAACUUGAAGAGAUUAAUGAUUCUUCAGAAAAUGUUCAUGAAGCACCUGAGAAAACGAGUGUGAAACAAGAAACAUUACAGGAAAAACUGGAAGAGUGCCUGAAGCAAUUAAAGGAGGAGCGAGUAAUAAGGCUCAACGCUGUAAAACGAGUGAACGAGCUGGAAUCUGAAAAUGCCAAGUUAAGAAAUAUAAACUUCUCUCUGUCUGAAGCCCUUCAUGCACAGUCGCUGACAAGCAUGAUCCUGGAUGAUGAAGGGGUUUUGGGCAGCAUUGAGAACUCCUUUCAGAAGUUCCAUGCUUUCUUGGAUCUCCUUAAAGAUGCUGGACUUGGACAACUUGCUACAAUGGCUGGAAUAGAUCAAGCAGAUUUUCAUUUACCAGGUCGCCCCCAGAUGAAUUCAACUUUUAGCAAUGAACAUAAAGAAGAAAGUAAGGCACCUGAAGGAGAACAAUCCGAAAAAACGGUGAAUUCCCAAGGACAAGUACAGAAUAUCCAAUUUCAGAAAAUUACAGGUGAUGCUACAAUUCCUUUGCCUGUCCCCUCCUUCCAUGCCCCAGUUUCUGCUCAGGACACCUUCAUAACUUCCAAAGACAGCUUGAAUAUCCCAGGUCCUGAGCAACAGCAGGAAUCUUUCAAAGAAUUUCUUUCUAGAGAGUGUUCUACUCCAACAGAUGCCAUUUCUGAAACUAGAAGUCAAAGAAAAGAAGAGUUAUCCGGAAGUAGCAGCAGAUCUUCAGAAAAAAUGACCAAAACAGAUGACUAUUCAAAGAAAUUCUCUAAGAAACAAAAUGGACGUAGUCUGCAUUUCUGUAAUUCUUCUGGGAACCAGAAGAGCAAAGGAGUUGGGGGAGAUGGUUAA
Molecule: messenger RNA, 2160 nt
Organism: Elephantulus edwardii (Cape elephant shrew)
Lineage: Eukaryota; Metazoa; Chordata; Mammalia; Macroscelidea; Macroscelididae
Gene: CEP78
Product: centrosomal protein 78kDa
Exons: 15
Coding region: 1-2160 (719 amino acids)
Cellular component (GO): centrosome
Molecular function (GO): protein binding
Source: RefSeq, a predicted model, not a curated record